Messenger RNA from Pseudophryne corroboree (corroboree frog), 2315 nucleotides. It is a transcript of the gene PSMD3, whose product is annotated as proteasome 26S subunit, non-ATPase 3. Gene Ontology annotation, cellular component: proteasome complex; proteasome regulatory particle, lid subcomplex. Gene Ontology annotation, biological process: ubiquitin-dependent protein catabolic process; regulation of protein catabolic process. Bases 251 to 1756 code for a protein of 501 amino acids. The record is from RefSeq and is a predicted model, not a curated record. Gene Ontology annotation, molecular function: enzyme regulator activity; protein binding. The transcript has 12 exons. NCBI's taxonomy places the organism in Eukaryota, Metazoa, Chordata, Amphibia, Anura, Myobatrachidae.
AGUGGUCAAAUCACAUUAUAACAUGCUGAGGCAGAUCAACUCAGCACAGCAGCAGCAGUAGUAGUUCACAACUGUCUGUCAUGAGUGACUCCGACAAACACCGAUAAUCAAUGAGCUCGGCGAUCCACUAUCCAACCUGCGCGCCUGUUCCCGGCAGUCCUUGCGCUACGGCAGAGCGAGAGACAGACUUGCCAGUCAUUCCCGGACCGGAAGCGGAAACUGGCUCUGCGGGCACCGGGUACUACUCAGCAUGAAGGAGGCUACGGCAAAACGGCGAGAACCGGUGGAUGUAGAGAUGAAGGAAGAGGAGCCCGCGGCGGCGACCACCGCUGAGGGGGGAAAAAAGGAACUGGAUAGCGUUACUCUGGAGGACAUUAAGGAGCACGUGAAACAGAUUGAGAAGGCAGUUUCUGGCAAGGAGCCUCGAUUUGUUCUACGCGCAUUACGAGCUUUGCCCUCCACUUCCCGUCGUCUUAACCCCAAUGUCCUCCAUAAAGCCAUUAAUGGAUUCUUCACCUCCAAUCCUGCUACCCGUGACAUGCUUAUCGGCUACCUGGAGGAGCUGAUGGACACAGAGGGUGAUUUGCAGUUCAGGCCACGAACUGGCAAGGCUGCCUCAGCUCCUCUGCUCCCCGAGGUAGAAGCCUACCUGCAGCUACUGCUGGUGAUUUACCUGAUGAACAGCAAGCGUUACACUGAGGCUCAGAAAGUGUCCGAUGACUUGAUGCAGAAGAUCAGCCCACAGAACCGGCGAGCUUUGGAUUUGAUAGUGGCUAAGUGCUACUACUACCACUCUCGUAUCUAUGAAUUCCUUAACAAGCUGGAUGGUGUCAGAAGCUUCCUGCAUGCGAGAUUACGCACGGCCACCCUCAGGCAUGAUGCUGAUGGACAGGCCACAUUACUGAACUUGCUGCUCAGAAACUACUUACAGUUCAACCUUUAUGACCAGGCCGAAAAACUUGUGUCAAAGUCUGUAUUCCCAGAGCUGGCAAACAACAAUGAGUGGGCCCGGUAUUUGUAUUAUACAGGCCGGAUUAAAGCCAUUCAGUUGGAAUAUUCUGAAGCCAGAAGAACCUUGACAAAUGCCCUGAGGAAGGCUCCCCAGCACACAGCCGUCGGCUUCAAGCAGACAGUCCACAAGCUGCUGAUUGUGGUGGAACUGUUGUUAGGAGAAAUCCCAGAUCGUCUUCAGUUUCGACAGCACUCGUUAAAGAGGUCUCUUAUGCCUUAUUUCCUGCUUACUCAAGCUGUACGCACGGGCAAUUUAUCCAAAUUCAAUCAGGUACUAGAUCAGUUCUGCGAGAAGUUCCAGACAGACGGAACCUACACACUUAUCAUCCGCCUGAGACAUAAUGUCAUUAAGACAGGUGUGCGCAUGAUCAGUUUAUCAUACUCAAGGAUCUCUUUGCCAGACAUUGCUCAGAAAUUACAGCUGGACAGUCCUGAGGAUGCAGAGUUCAUAGUUGCUAAAGCAAUCCGAGAUGGAGUAAUUGAGGCCAGUAUUAACCACGAGAAAGGCUAUGUCCAGUCUAAGGAGAUGACUGAUAUAUACUCUACAAGAGAGCCCCAGCUGGCCUUCCACCAGCGUAUUUCUUUCUGUCUAGAUAUACACAAUAUGUCCGUUAAGGCUAUGCGCUUCCCUCCCAAAUCCUACAACAAAGACUUGGAAUCUGCAGAGGAGAGGCGUGAGAGAGAGCAGCAGGAUUUAGAAUUUGCUAAAGAAAUGGCUGAAGAUGAUGAUGAUGGAUUCCCAUGACCCUUACUUUAACUAUGCUUCACAUUUAUGUUUUGUUUAUAUCAGGGUUUUAUCCGGUUUUGGUUUCAUACCUACAUGUGCAACUACUCCCUCCCUACCCAAUAAGCAUUUUAUAAACAGCCAGAAGUGCAUGUCCGUUCAAUGGAGAAUUGGUAGGUUUCUCAUAUACACUGUGACGGAACAAAGCCACCAUUUCCUCCAUUAUAAUGUAUUUAUGGACUCAAUCCAACUAGCACCCACUAUUGGGCCUAAAACUUUGGGUUUUUUCCUCACCUUAGCCCCUUCAUUUAGCCUACACCUGAUGUCAUUCUCUUUGUGUUCAGUUUAUCUACACAAGGAAGGACAUGGACAAUUUUUUGCCAGUCAAUUUAAUAUCCCCACUUCUACCAUUAUAUUGAUAAAAUUAUAUGUGAUUUCAAAUGACCAGGUGUUAUUAACGUAUAAACAGGAUCUUGUACAUCUAAUUUUUUAUUUUAAUGCACAGGACUGUAACAUGAUGACACUCAUUAAGUUUUUGUUUUGCUCUUUAGUAAUUCAUUAAAGGCUGUUUCUAACCAAA